GGGCUUCUCCCGAGGUAGUUCAAGGAUCGACCGGCUCGUCUUCCGCAAGUGGACCAGCGCGUGAUCCUUGCACCGCACCCCCACAAAGGCCGUGUUGGAGGCACAUGCAUGACAUGGAUGCACCGUUGUUUCAGAGAACUUAUUGUUAUUCCAUCUCUGCAAUCAAGCCCCAGAAGGACGGCUGGGGCUGCCUAUCUCAAGUACGCAACAGGGGAUGUCGCCGUGUGCAACCGCACCAGAGCUGUCGCCAGAAGCCAGCUACGCAUCUUCCGAUGGCUAGCUCCAGAAGUGGACAGACGCGCGCGCGCGCGUGCGAAAAUGCUUCAUGUGCCCAAGGCUAUGUACAGGUGUGCGGUGUCACCGUCAACGGAAAUGGGCACGAAAACUCAGAAACUUUUUUGGGACGGGGCGAGGAGGCCGUCACCACUUAGGGUGCAGAGAUACUUGGCUGAAGUGCAUUCCGAGGGACAGACUGAGUUCGACGUGGUAAUCAGGGUUGCUAGGAGCGGAAGAACGAGGUACCCACGCAUUCCGAUCAUGGGUGUGAGUGAUGCAAUGAAGGUGCAUGAGACCUGACCACGAUCCCAGCCUCUACAAGGACCAAUACGCAGGCGCUCCCAAAACCAAUCCACCGCUCUAGGCAGGAACAAGGUCUUGACAGAUGGCACGGUCGAAUCUGGCAGAGCCACCCAUCAGCGCCGCGCCAGGCCAACCAUUCAAUUCAAUACUUUGUCAGCGAUUAGCACAGGUCGUGUUCAUCAUCAUUGUCUCCGCAAGGGGCGGGAAAUGGCAUGUUGCACUGCGUCCAUGGCGCUUGGACCCGGCUGAGAUGCAUAAAAGGAGGUAAA
Molecule: messenger RNA, 848 nt
Organism: Cantharellus anzutake
Lineage: Eukaryota; Fungi; Basidiomycota; Agaricomycetes; Cantharellales; Hydnaceae
Exons: 1
Coding region: 109-576 (155 amino acids)
Source: RefSeq, a predicted model, not a curated record